Messenger RNA from Guyanagaster necrorhizus, 1484 nucleotides. RefSeq lists its product as uncharacterized. The record is from RefSeq and is a predicted model, not a curated record. Lineage: Eukaryota; Fungi; Basidiomycota; Agaricomycetes; Agaricales; Physalacriaceae. Gene Ontology annotation, molecular function: RNA nuclease activity. Bases 309 to 1361 code for a protein of 350 amino acids. The transcript is spliced from 2 exons.
CCGUGUCGCCAUCUUCUGGGACUUUGAGAAUUGUCCAGCGCCCUCUGGUGCUUCAGGGUACGACCUUGCUAGUAGCAUCCGAAACUGUGUCCAGUCGUUCGGUCCUAUCAAGCUUUUCAAGGCAUAUAUAGAUGUGUCGGAGCAAUCAGCAGGCCAGCGGGGGUCAUGUCUUCGCUCCGAGUUGCAACUGUCUGGUGUCUCAAUGACUGAUACGCCACAUAUGGGGCGGAAGAAUGUGGCCGACCAGAUGAUUAUUGGUGAGCACCUUCCAACAUGCAGCUCAAAGUUCUCACUGUAGAUCAGUGGACAUGCUUGCAUAUGCAUUUGAUAAUCCGCUGGCCUCUACCACGAUCGUGUUAAUAACUGGAGACCGAGACUUUGCGUACGCAGUAGCCAUUCUCCGUCUGCGUCAAUUCCACGUCGUGGUGAUCUCACCUUCAGUCCCAUCGCCGCACGCCAGUCUGACUGCACAUGCAGCAGUAUGUAUAGACUGGAAUACAGCAAUCAUGCAGAAUAUAGGAUUGGAGGCCUCGGCUUCUCAGCCUGCUCCACCAGAUCGAACGAAAACAGAGUCACCACCGGAUUCUGCUCCUGUUGCCUGUCCACCGACACAGCCAGUGAAUUUGGGUCCUACAAAUUCGUCACAGCUACCCCAACCAAACCUUCCCUCCAUAUCUGCUAACCCGCUAAAGCCCACUCCCCUUGAAAUAAACAGCCGCUCUCGCUCUGCUGAUCCCAUUCACAGAACUCACACUCCUGAUUCUAUGGACAGUUCUACGCCUGCACCAACAUAUACUGCUCAGCUGCCACCAGUUCCUCGGGUUCCACUCGAGCCGCCUGUCCAGGUGCCACAAUCUGGCCUCCAGCUAGGCGGUGACCACAACUGCAUGCCCCCUUCACAUACCCCUGUCCCAAGAGCACAGCUCGCCCGAAAUUUAUCGAUGCCAGUACAGUUUCCUUCAAUUGCGCCAGGAUAUAUCGCCACAUCGCCCAUCAUGGCACCUUCCACUGUAUCGGGAGUUACGUCAACCUUUCCCUCUAUCUCCGCUCCCCUGUAUCGUCCAGUAAAGACGUCUGAAAUGGUCCCUUCCUCGUCGCCCAAGGUCCCCCCUGCACGAUUUUACGGCCUUGUGAGACUUCUGGAGGCUCAUCGUCUGAAUGGCGCGUCUCGUCCUUCCCGUUCAACUAUCGCUCUUGAGCUGGUCAAGUCGGAUAAAGCGGUUUACAAGAAAGCUGGAGUGGAGAAAUUCGGACAAUACGUGGCCCUGGCCGAGUCCGAGGGCAUUGUAGAACUUGGGGGAAUGGAAGGAGGUGCUUGGAUAGGCCUUCGUACCGAUUGGUAUGGGUGUGUCGUAGGCUAAUAGAGCACUCGGCAUUCUGAGGGCGACCGUGUGCUCCUUUUUUCUCACGGUACUAGCUGACGUUCCCGUGUGUGCAAAGUUGACAAUUUAUGUAUUAAGGUUCAAGGGUGUUUUCGACUAUUU